CAAACCAAAGCUAAUAAAGUUAAUCUCAUUCGGCAUUCGACAUCCAUCUCCUCGCUCGCCUCGCGCUUGACCAUCGUCCGCGGUUGUUGUGUGCGCACAGUUCGCAGUUCAAUCCACCACACACCGCAUCGCAAACCACAACAACUUUACGCUAUCCGACGAUCGCAACCUUGCUAGACACGGACGUGAGUUACCUGUGCAGUUACCUGCUCCCACAACAGGUAUAUAUCUUCGUUCGGCGUUAAUUGUUCACUAGACGCGUUGCAAACGCGCAAGAAACUGGUUUCUGCACUGCAAUACUUCAUAACAACUGGUUUUGGUUGGUUUUGUUUGUUUACUCGCAGACCUGGUGAUUCCGAUAUUGUAUUGACAGUUCUUCGUGUGCUGUCAGUGCGGCAAGACCUACCAACGGACACGAUGCGUCUCCAGGUUGUGAUUUUCAUUGGUUUAGCGUUGGUUACGCUGGGAACCGCGCAGAGUAUUGAUGAAGUUUUUGAUCAGAAGAAUCAAGACGCUGGAAAUGCUGGAACACCUGGACCUACAAUUCAAGGAAAUUCAGGGACGGAAUCAACUUGUACCUGCGUUCCAUACUAUCAAUGCAAUAAUAAUAAUACCAUCAAUACAGAUGGUAAUGGGUUGAUUGACAUCAGGUUGAAAAAUGAAGACUGUGCUGAUUAUUUAGAGGUCUGUUGCAAAGCCCCUGUGAAAGUAGACCCUGACCACCCCAUCACCCCAAAACCCCCAAUCAAUAAACCCACAGGUUGCGGCAGUAGGAACCCCGAAGGUGUAGGUUUCCGCAUCACUGGAGGCAAUGAAGAAGCGCAAUUCGCUGAAUUCCCCUGGAUGGUCGCAGUUCUCCGUGAGGAGACCAUCGAAGGCAAUCCCAACAAACUCAAUGUUUACCAAUGUGGUGGUGCAUUGAUCCAUCCAUCAGUUGUCCUCACCGCUGCGCACUGCGCGACCGGAAAAGAUAAAAAAUUCAAGAUUCGUGCAGGUGAAUGGGAUACGCAGACCAAAAACGAGAUCCUGCCUCAUCAGGACCGCGAUGUAAAACAGGUCAUUGUUCAUAAAGACUACUACGCAGGCGCACUAUUCAAUGAUAUCGCUUUGAUGUUCUUACAAGAACCUGUUACUAUUGAUGGUAAUGUUGAUGUAGUCUGCGUGCCACCCCAGGGCCUUAUCCUGGACAGCAGUAGAUGCUUCGCUAGUGGUUGGGGUAAAGAUGUUUUUGGAAAAGAAGGGAAAUAUCAGGUUAUCUUGAAAAAAAUUGAACUCCCCAUUGUAAAUCGUGAUGCCUGUCAAGAAAAACUUAGAAAUACUCGAUUGGGUGCACAUUUCCAAUUGCAUAAGAGUUUCAUCUGUGCUGGAGGACAUGGGAAGGACACAUGCCGUGGAGAUGGUGGUUCUCCUCUUGUUUGCCCUGUUCCUGGACAUGAUGAUAGAUACGUGCAAGCUGGUAUUGUCGCUUGGGGAAUUGGAUGUGGAGAGAAUCAAGUUCCGGGAGUUUAUGUUAAUAUUCCGCUGUUUAGAGACUGGAUUGAUGAGCAGAUGAAGGCGUACGGUUACGACACCACAACGUACUCGUACUGAGAUGUGUUUUGUUUACUGUGAAUAACGUUUCUAAUCUUUUUUUUAUCAGCAUAAAAAUACAUGAAUAAAUGCAUAUUAUACGAUGUAUAAGAUAUUUUAAUGAAUAAAAACAGACUAUGAACUGA
Dalotia coriaria is the source of this 1715-nucleotide messenger RNA. Its product is annotated as phenoloxidase-activating factor 2-like. The coding region runs from base 418 to 1590 and encodes 390 amino acids. The transcript has 2 exons. NCBI's taxonomy places the organism in Eukaryota, Metazoa, Arthropoda, Insecta, Coleoptera, Staphylinidae. The record is from RefSeq and is a predicted model, not a curated record. Gene Ontology annotation, molecular function: serine-type endopeptidase activity. Gene Ontology annotation, biological process: proteolysis.